This is a messenger RNA of Camelina sativa (false flax), 3161 nucleotides long. Its product is annotated as mechanosensitive ion channel protein 4. Gene Ontology annotation, cellular component: plasma membrane. Lineage: Eukaryota; Viridiplantae; Streptophyta; Magnoliopsida; Brassicales; Brassicaceae. The record is from RefSeq and is a predicted model, not a curated record. Gene Ontology annotation, biological process: transmembrane transport; monoatomic anion transport. Gene Ontology annotation, molecular function: mechanosensitive monoatomic ion channel activity.
UGAGCGCAAGACACGAGUCUCUGUAUCGGUCUGAGUAGGUACGUAACGCAGUCGUGAACUGUUUUUUAAUGGUUCGGAAGCGGAAAAAAGAAAAAUGAUAAUAAUAUCACCUGGUCCAUUACUCCAUGUUCGUCUUAUUCCCAUACUAAUACCAAAUAAAAUAGUAAUCUUUUUCUUAUCUAGGCUGAAACAUUGUCUUUUAGCCUCAGGCAAGAUCAUCACAUUCUCACAUGGUUCAACAUUAUCAAGAAACACAAAACCUAAUUAAAAAUAUUUAAAUAUCCUUCAUUACAUUGUAGAAAUCAAGAAUCAACUUUUCUUUCUCCUCUUUCUAUCUCUUUAAAAGAAACCAAACAUUUUAAUACUACAAGACCAGAAAGUUUUGGUUCUUUUUCUAACAUGGCCGUUGAUUCAACUGAUCAACGGCGAGAGUUUGUUGUAAAGAUCGACGGUGAAGACAAUGGUGAUCCCGAAAAGUUUUGGAGAGAGUCAAGCAUUAACUUCUGGCAUGAUGAUGAUAAGAAGAACAGUAAACCACCAGAAGGAGGUCAAGAAGACGACGGAAGCUUUGAUUUCAGAAGGCGGAGUAGUGACAAACCUCCAGAGGAGCCAGAUCCACCGUCGAAGCUCAUCAAUCAAUUCCUCAACAAGCAAAAAGCUUCCGGCGAUGAAAUCUCACUAGACAUGGAAGCUAACAUGCCUGAGCUUCAGAGCAACACGAUUUCUCCGGCACGUGUACCGACAGUUUCCGGUUCUGCGUCACCGGUAACGGCGACGGCGAAUAAUGGAACCGUUGAUGCGAUUAGACGGAGGCAGAACAGGGUCACGCUUUCUCCGUCUGUUAAAGAUAGUGAUAGUAGCGACGAAGAUGAAAACAGAGUAGAUGAAUCAGAGGUUGUCAAGUGUAGCUCCAACAGAUCGACGAUGAGGACCAAGACUUUGAUGAAGACGAAGACGAGAUCUAGAUUGAUGGAUCCUCCGACUCCGACGUAUCCGGAGAUGGUUUCUGGUCGGACUCCAAAGUCCGCGAAUUUAAAACCCGGUUUUAGUGGGAGAAACACUAAANGGGAAGGUUUUAGGAAGGAGAAGGUUUGUGUUUGGGUUAUCAUGGAGUGGAUUUUUCUGAUACUGAUCAUUGCUGGUUUGAUUUGUAGCCUAGUGAUACCUUACUUGCGUGGCAAGACACUUUGGGACCUUGCUCUAUGGAAAUGGGACGUGAUGAUUCUUGUGUUGAUAUGUGGGAGAUUGGUUUCGAGUUGGUUUGUGAAGCUAUUCGUCUACUUCGUUGAGAGCAAUUUCCUUUGGAGGAAAAAGGUUUUGUAUUUCGUUUACGGGAUUCGAAAGCCGGUACAGAACUGUCUCUGGCUAGGGCUUGUGUUGAUCGCGUGGCAUUUCUUGUUCGACAAGAAAGUCGAAAGAGAGAUGCGAAGCACAGUGCUCAAGUAUGUGACUAAAGUAUUAAUCUGUUUACUCGUUGGUGUUAUUUUCUGGCUCAUAAAGACUUUACUGGUUAAAGUUCUUGCUUCUUCUUUCCAUAUGAGUACUUACUUCGAUCGGAUUCAAGAAUCCUUGUUUACUCAAUAUGUGAUUGAGACCCUCUCGGGACCUCCUCGAGUUGAGAUUCAUAUAGAAGAGGAGAAAGUAGCAAACGAUGUUAAGACCUUGGAGAUAGUUGGACGUAAGCUAUCCCCUCUAGGUCCAAAGGCGGUUUCUUCUUCACCACAUGUGACCAUUGGAAGCGGAAGGAUGCAGAAGAGUCCGAGCAGAGUAGGGAAAAGUCCGGUGCUAUCACGGUCUGGUUCUAAAAAAGAAGGAGAAGACGAAGGGAUAAGGAUCGAUCAUUUGCAGAGAAUGAACACUAAAAAUGUAUCGGCUUGGAAAAUGAAGAGACUGAUGAAUGUUAUAAGAAAGGGAACUCUUUCUACUUUGGAUGAACAGAUACAAGACACAACGACUCACGAAGAUGAUAAAGCCACACAGAUCAGAAGUGAGUUCGAAGCAAAACUUGCAGCGAGGAAGAUUUUUCAGAAUGUUGCGGAACCUGGAUCCAGGUACAUAUAUAUAGAAGACUUUAUGCGUUUUCUGUCUGAAGAUGAGUCUGAAAGAGCCAUGAGUCUCUUUGAAGGAGCUUCUGAAAGUCACAAAAUCAGCAAAUCUUGUCUGAAGAAUUGGGUGGUUAAUGCCUUUAGAGAACGAAGAGCACUAGCUUUAACUUUAAACGAUACAAAAACAGCAGUGAACAGGCUUCAUCGAAUCAUAGAUGUUCUGGUCGGCAUUGUGAUUUUAAUCAUCUGGCUUCUCAUUCUCGGAAUCGCUACAACCAAGUUCUUGCUUGUCAUAAGCUCUCAGCUUCUUCUUGUAGUCUUUGUGUUUGGAAAUUCAUGUAAAACCAUCUUUGAAGCGGUCAUCUUCGUCUUCGUUAUGCAUCCGUUUGAUGUCGGUGACAGGUGUGAAAUAGACGGUGUCCAGUUGAUUGUGGAAGAGAUGAACAUUUUGACUACUGUCUUUCUUCGAUUUGAUAAUCAGAAGAUUGUAUAUCCAAACAGUCUUCUCGGCACAAAACCUAUCGCUAACUAUUACCGCAGUCCCGAUAUGCAAGAUGCCAUUGAGUUCUUUGUCCAUAUAGCAACUCCACCUGAAAAGACAACCGCCCUAAAACAGAGGAUACUCAGCUAUGUGGAUAACAAGAAGGAUCAUUGGUAUCCAUCGCCGAUGAUUGUGUUCAGAGAUAUGUGUGGAUUGAACACUAUAAAGAUCGCAAUGUGGCCAACACAUAAGAUGAAUCAUCAAGAUAUGGGAGAGAGAUAUGUGAGGAGGGGUCAAUUACUUGAAGAGAUUGGUAGAUUAUGCAGAGAAUUGGAUAUCGAAUACCGGUUAUAUCCUAUUAACAUCAACGUCAAAAGUCUUCCUGCUGCUACUCCCAUCACUUCUGAUCGCAUGCCUCCGAGCUGGAAUCAACAACAACGCGGUGUUUGAAGUUUUGGUGUUUGUAUUUGCAUUUCUUUCUCUUUUAUUGUUUUUUAAGGACUUGAGAGAGGAUUAUUCAUUUACAUUGUGAAAGAGGAUACCUUUUUUUUUUGUUGUUGUUGUGUAUAUCUGUGUUUUGAUUUGUUAUAACAGUCACCACGGAAUAAAAGCUUAGGCAUUUGAAUUUUUAGUUC